Molecule: messenger RNA, 2295 nt
Organism: Dermacentor albipictus
Lineage: Eukaryota; Metazoa; Arthropoda; Arachnida; Ixodida; Ixodidae
Product: endothelin-converting enzyme homolog
Biological process (GO): protein processing
Cellular component (GO): plasma membrane
Molecular function (GO): metalloendopeptidase activity
Source: RefSeq, a predicted model, not a curated record
AAGAAGCCUGCCACGGGUGUUUCCUUCCUUGCAACGUCUAGGCUUUUACAUCGGCAUCUAGCUGCGCGGAAUCCCUGCCGGAGCCGAACAAACGCUUCACACCAUGGGGGCCCUGAGCCUAACGAUAGUAGCCGCCCUCGGCGUCGCGUACGGCGUCAGCUGGCUCCUGGUCGAUGUGCUGUCGCUCCUCGCCUACCCCUACUGCGACCACCCGACGAAGUGCUUCGACUACGAGGAGGAGCUGGCCGCCAGCGUGAACCCCAGCGUGGACCCAUGCGACAACUUCUACGAGCACGUCUGCGGCAACUGGGACAGGGUGCAUCCAGGGACGAGCGGUACUGGUCAGCUCGUUGUGCUUCAACGCCGGGUACAAGGAUUCGUGCUCAACGAGCUCGAGCGUUCGCCUCCCAAGCAUCAAGUGAAGGCAGUUCGCAGAAGCGUUUCCGCAUACCAGAGAUGUCUCAACGUUUUUGUGGAGCGGAGAGACUACACCAAGGUGGUGUUCGAGAUCUUCAAAAAGUUCAACUUCGAAUGGCCUUCCCUGACGCUUCCCAUACAAUUUGUCCUUAUGGAGUACCUGCUGGGAAUGUCACUAGAAUACAACUUGGCUACUCCAGCUGAGCUACGCCUCUCGCGGAACCUAAAGACCUACAACCGUUACAGCCUCGAAUUUUCUUUCAGUCUGGAAUUCAAAGGCCCGAAGGUCCCGACAGACAUAGCCAAAUGCAUCACCGCGGUGGCACCGUCGGUGAAGGGUGUUUCGGCCAUUGCGUUCGCGGAGCGAAUCCUCGCCGUUCUCCGAGACCUGAGCACGUCCAUAGUCGCACUGCUUCCAAGCCUAAAGAAGGGGUUCCUCUACUCCACCAUCAAGGAACUGGCCAGCGAGACCGGUGGGCCUGGCAUGAUAGCUGCCUGGCUUAAAGCCAUCAACAACCACCUGCCGCAUGAUCGGGCUGUCGACGAGACGGAAGAGGUCCUAGCGUCCGUCGGCAGUGGCUUGCUUCUCAAAACGAUGCUGGACAAUGCGAAGCGGUCACGGUAUGCGGAUAUCGUGUUGUACGCUGGCUGGCAGAUUCUCGUUGGUCUGCGUUCCGCGGUGUCGCCUUUGCUGGUGGAGUGCCUGGCGGUGAACGACCUUCAUGCCCAGCUGGACUCCGGAUUGGAAUGCAUGAAAUCCACCAGCCAGGUUGCCCAAUUCGCCUUUGUUCGUUGGUUCGUGGACAGCCUGGCGCUGCAGCCAAAAGUGAAUGCGACGAAGAGCACGUGGAACGCGGUGAGGUUGGCCACCCGCGAGAACUUUGCCAAGCUAUCGUGGAUGGACCAAUCAACAGCCAAAGCCGCCGUCGAGCAUGUUGACAGCUUGCUUAGCGUCGUGGCCUUGCCGGAACACCUGCAAACUAACGAAGCACUUGAGGCUUUCUACGAUUACCUGGAACCGCACGAGUCGCAGCCAUUUAUUAGUUGGCUGAUCGCAACUAUGCUUCGGCGCCUCGAACAGCAGAAGCGCCUUCUUAAGGUCGACCCCACGGUGACGAUUCACCGCGAUGACUAUGAGUACGAGCCAUUCGUUUUGAACGCCGGCUACCAUCCGAUCUUACACAUAAUGGUCAUUAAGACGGCGAUCAUAGCGCCUCCAGUGGUUUCUGAGGCGGCGCCAGUGGCAGUGAAUUACGGUGCCAUCGGUAAAAUCUUGGGACAUGAACUGACGCACGCCUUCGACCCUACAAUCGGGAGGUUGACUGGAACACUCGGUGACGCCACUACUUGGUGGUCGAAUCAGUCGCUCUCGAACUUCCACUUUCGGCUACAGUGCCUGAAGCGGCAGCUGAAGGAUUACACUGCGGACACAGCAUACAGCGAAAACUCGCUCUCGGAAGCAUUCGCCGACACAGCGGGAACAGAGAAGGCCCGGCUCGCGUUCGCCUCCCUGCCGGCGGGGAAGGGCCUUCUGGGAUACACACAGGAGCAGUCGUUCUUCAUCGCCGGCUGCUUCGAGUUCUGCGGGGAAAGUGCGUACGAUUGGGGCGCGGGCAAAAAGUACCCGCCCUUGGUGUUACGGUGCAACCUGCCUGCUGCGAACGAAAAGAGGUUUGCGGCCGCGUUCAACUGUCCCAGUGAAGCGGCGCUCAAUCCUAAACAACGGUGCGCGCUCCACUCAAUAGAAGGGGACCAACCGCCUGACAGCAGCGAUGUGGUGGUAACGGGAAAUAUGACGGACUAUUGGUGACUUUACGCAUUCUUAUUCUUCUUAUAUUUGAAAAUUUUCUUCUAUGGAACAAGUGCAAAUGUCGCAUA